AUGAAGCAAAGUGUAGGGAAGGAGCCGAGUACCGGUAAACCUAGGAGGUUCAUCCCAAAGGUAGCACCAAGUGGCCCUCCUUGGACUAAAGAAGUAACUCCCCCUGAACGUCCACAGCCUUCGAAGCCUGUUGUAUCUAGGGGCCCAAGUCGUACUGGCAAGGCGCUGGAAACUUCACCUUUUCGCUGGAAAAUGGGUACAACCCCAAAGAGAAAAAGAAGUGACACACCCUCGGUAUCUCCUCAGGUGACCCCUAAAAGUAUGCGCAUUCUACACGCAGGAUCUACUGGAACACGCACCAGUAACGUUGAAGCUGCCGGAACCCCAACCCUGGUGACAGUUGAUGACGAUAGUGAUGAUGGCAACACCACUAGAACGUUGAUGACAUUGGUGACAUGCGUGAAGAUUCUGACAGGGACCACAAUGAUGAUUGCAAUGAGGAUGCAUUUGCUUAUUCCAGUGACUAUCCAGGAGGACAAGGUGGUUUAG
Molecule: messenger RNA, 489 nt
Organism: Prunus armeniaca (apricot)
Lineage: Eukaryota; Viridiplantae; Streptophyta; Magnoliopsida; Rosales; Rosaceae
Source: the annotation of a GenBank genome assembly